AUCAUAUCUCACAACAUCAAUGCGAAAGAUGGGGCUCCUCCCUCUUGAUUUGUUCCCAGCUAUCAAGUUCAGUAGUCCUGGCUUGAUAGAAGGUCGGCCAAUCACGACUCUGGGAUAUAUCUUUUCCUUAUGAAUACCUACUCCCUGAUCGACGACAGGCAGUCCGACAUCUAUAUAACUACACCUCCGACGGUAUCAAGUGCACAAUCAGACAGUCGCCUCUCACCUUUCCUCCCCCUUCUCACCGCAUUUAUCAUGGAAUUCUCGCGCCGUGACUCCGCUUCGGCGACCAGCCAGGACCUGCACAAAGACAACGUCAAGUCGACUCCCCUCACGGGCAUAAACUCGGUCUCCCCAGGCGAGAUGGCCGAAGUCAGCCGCAUGCCUGAGUCCCUCCGUGAGCUCGGCGCCGACGAGGUGGCGUGCCUCAAUAAGAAGCUCGUCCGCAAGAUGGACUUGGUCAUCCUGCCAAUCAUCGGCAUCCUGUAUAUCCUCAACUACAUCGACCGGCAGAACUUGUCGGCCGCCAAGCUGCAAGGCAUCACCAAUGACCUCCACAUGACCACCCAAGAAUUCGCCACUGCCAUCUCCAUCCUCUUCGUCGGCUACUUGCCUUUCCAGAUCCCAUCCAACCUGCUCAUCACCAAGAUCCCUCGCCCCGGGUUGUAUAUUUGUACCGCGACUGUCAUCUGGGGCAGCAUCUCGGCUGCGACAGCAGCUGUACAGAGUUAUGGCCAGCUACUCGCCGUUCGCAUCAUCCUCGGCGUCGUCGAAGCAGUCUUCUUCCCAGGCGCCGUUUACUUCCUCUCAACCUGGUACACCAAGAAAGAGCUCGGCAAGCGUCUCGCAGGCCUCUACAUCGCGCAGCAAGUCGGCAACGCCUUCGGCGGUCUCUUCGCAGCCGCCAUCUUUCAGCUCGAUGGCGCACACGGCAUCGCAGGCUGGCGCUGGCUCUUCAUCAUCGAAGGGUCCGCCACCGUUGGCAUAGGCUCGAUCUGUGCUUUCUUCAUGCCCGAGUACCCCCACAAUGCCCGCAUGCUGACCCAGUUCGAGAAGGAUCUUGCUGUAUGGCGCAUCGAGUCCGAGGCGGGCGCUGCUGAGGGGACUGAGAAUGAGAAGGUGCUGAAAUCUUUCGUACAGGCGCUUGCAGACCCCAAGCUCGUCCUGCUCAUCUUCUGCAACAUGAUGUCCCAGGCCCAGGGCUCCAUUGCCAACUACUUCCCCACGCUCGUCGCAUCUCUUGGCUACUCCAAAACCAUCUCAUUGUUGCUGACCGCACCGCCAUACAUCCUCGCCGGCUUCGUAUACUACGGCAUCACCUUCUACUCGGAUCGCAAGAACACCGUGUACCGGAUCAUUAUGUGCUGCAUCGCGAUCGCGUGCACGAUGUACAUCAUCCCCAUGGCCACCACCAACGUCGGCGCCAGGUAUUUCUCCAUGAUGGUUCUGCCUUUCUCCUCGGUUGGCCCGCAAAUCCUGCUAUACAAGACCAUCAACCUUCACUUGGCGCGGCCGACAGCUAAGAGAGCAGCGGCCUCUGCCCUAGUCAACUGCAUCGGCGGAACGGUCAAUAUCUGGGCCUCUUAUCUGUACUAUGCACCACCUCGGUUCUUCGCAGCUAUGGGCACGCUCAUGGGGUGCGCUGUCUUGUUUGCAUGCACGCUGACGUUCUACCGCUGGUUCGUCAGGCGCGAGAACAAACGCCUUGAUUCCAAAAACCCGGUUGAGAUCGCAAAGGUCAUUAAGGGAGGCGUUACACAGGAGAUGGUGGACUUGGGCUGGCGUUAUGAAAUGUACUGAUGAUACUGGAGGUUGCUUGAACGUUGUUUUUUGUUCUCGUUUUUUGCAAGAUGUUUUCGGACGAUAGAUAAUAAGAAUGGCGCAAGAUUCACAGGAGCCUCAGACGAGAGAAUUAAUUUAGGGCUCAAAUAUAGCAGACGGGAUGGGAUAUUGUUCUCUUCGUUUGUAACAAUAAUAAAUUGAUUCCUGCAAGUUAUAUCAUACCUUUUGCG
This is a messenger RNA of Hyaloscypha bicolor E, 2012 nucleotides long. RefSeq names its product MFS general substrate transporter. The transcript has a single exon. Gene Ontology annotation, cellular component: membrane. Lineage: Eukaryota; Fungi; Ascomycota; Leotiomycetes; Helotiales; Hyaloscyphaceae. Gene Ontology annotation, biological process: transmembrane transport. Bases 130 to 1800 code for a protein of 556 amino acids. Gene Ontology annotation, molecular function: transmembrane transporter activity. The record is from RefSeq and is a predicted model, not a curated record.